Messenger RNA from Myxocyprinus asiaticus (Chinese sucker), 6527 nucleotides. RefSeq names its product alpha-1,6-mannosylglycoprotein 6-beta-N-acetylglucosaminyltransferase A-like. Gene Ontology annotation, cellular component: Golgi apparatus. The transcript has 17 exons. The record is from RefSeq and is a predicted model, not a curated record. Lineage: Eukaryota; Metazoa; Chordata; Actinopteri; Cypriniformes; Catostomidae. Gene Ontology annotation, molecular function: alpha-1,6-mannosylglycoprotein 6-beta-N-acetylglucosaminyltransferase activity. Gene Ontology annotation, biological process: protein N-linked glycosylation. The coding region runs from base 356 to 2584 and encodes 742 amino acids.
UUGUGAUCAGACACGCAAAAGAAACACACUAAGCGACGCUUGUCAGGUGCUUGGUUCCACACCGUCACCGAUCACAGCGCAACCGCCGGCCUUUUUACAACCUUUAAUAUCCAUAGCAUCACCUUAAACCUUUAAACAGUGUCUUCAUUGCUAUGGCACAUUCAGUGGGCAUGUCUAUGGUGUGAUUGACAGUGAAUAGGAAUGGGCUGUACUGAGGAACAUGCAUAAAGAAGAGUAAAGACCACACCCUGUUUAUCUUCUUGCCGCAAGCACAGGACACAAUGAGACUCAAUCCUUCCUGAAUCGCACACACUCCGCACACACACACACACACACUCAAACAACCUCCUUCACCAUGGGUUCUGUAUACCUGUGGAAGCUGUCCUCUCAGAAGUUGGGAUUCUUUCUGGUGAGUUUCGGCUUCAUAUGGGGGAUGAUGCUGCUGCAUUUCACCAUCCAGCAGAGGGCAACGCACGAGAGCAGUGCGCAGCUACGCAUGCAUAUAUUGGACCUCAGCAAACGAUAUAUCAAAGCCCUCGCCGAGGAGAACCAAAGUGUGAUGGAUGGACCCUAUGUGGGAACCAUGACAGCAUACGAUCUAAAGAAGACUCUGGCUGUUCUUUUGGAUAAUAUAAUGCAGAGAUUAUCAAAGCUGGAGUCUAAAGUGGACAAUAUCAUUUACAACGGCACCGGAACAAACCUGACAAACGGAACCGGGACCCCUGGACCAAACCAAGUGGCCCCAGAGAAAGUUAACGUGGCAGACUUGCUAAACGGAGCACAGGAAAAAUGUGAACUCCCCUCACUUGACGGGUUUCCGCAUUGUGAAGGCAAAAUCAAGUGGAUGAAAGACAUGUGGCGUUCAGACCCCUGUUACGGCAACUACGGAGUUGACGGAUCUACCUGUUCGUUCUUCAUUUACCUGAGUGAGGUUGAGAACUGGUGCCCUCAUCUGCCAUGGAGGAUCAAGAGCAUUAAUGAUGAAUCUGACAGAAAUACACAGACGGAGAUUCGUACGAGUUUUGACGAGCUGUAUCGUGUGAUGUCAAGCCGUGAAGAAUUCCGCUGGAUGAUGCUGCGAAUCAAACGCAUGGAGGAGCCAUGGGUCAGCGCUGUCCGCUCCCUUGCCAACAAACAGAACCUCCGCCACCGCAAACGCAAAAAGAUCCUGGUGCACCUGGGUCUCUUGACGAAAGAGUCUGGUUUUAAGAUCGCCGAGAACGCAUUCAGCGGUGGUCCACUCGGAGAACUCGUUCAGUGGAGUGACCUCAUCACCACACUGUACUUGCUCGGACAUGACAUCCGUAUCUCUGCGUCACUCUCCGAGCUGAAGGAGAUCAUGAAGAAAGUCAUGGGCAACAAGUCCAGUUGCCCUACAAAGGGUGAUAAAGUUGUGGAGCUCAUCUACAUAGACAUUGUUGGACUUGCACAGUUCAAGAAAACUCUGGGCCCAUCAUGGGUCCAUUAUCAGUGCAUGUUGAGGGUCCUAGACUCCUUUGGGACGGAGCCUGAGUUUAACCACGCCCACUACGCCCAGUCAAAAGGCCACAAAACUCCAUGGGGCAAGUGGAACCUGAACCCCCAACAGUUCAACACCAUGUUCCCUCACACACCAGAUAACAGCUUCCUGGGCUUCGUUGUGGAACAGCACCUGAAUGCUAGCGACUUCAAGCACAUCGACGACAUCAAACGACAAAACCAGUCUCUCGUUUACGGCAAGGUGGACAACUUCUGGAAGGAUAAACAGAAAUAUCUGGACAUCAUUCACUCAUACAUGGAAGUACACGGCACAGUUCAUGGUACCAGCACAGUCCACCUGCCGGGUUACGUCAAGAAUCAUGGCAUCUUGAGCGGCCGUGACCUCCAAUUCCUCCUUCGUGAGACCAAGUUGUUUGUCGGACUGUCCUUCCCCUAUGAAGGACCCGCCCCUUUGGAGGCCAUAGCCAAUGGCUGCGCUUUCCUGAACCCGAGAUUCGACCCCGCUAAAAGCAGCAAAAACACUGAUUUCUUCAAGGGGAAACCCACGCUAAGAGAGCUGACCUCCCAGCACCCAUACGCUGAGGUCUACAUCGGACGACCACACGUAUGGACCGUCAACAUAGACGAUCCCGCCGAGGUGGAGAACGCUAUUAAAGGAAUCCUCAGUCAGAAGAUUGAGCCAUAUCUGCCGUAUGAGUUCACCUGUGAAGGGAUGUUACAGCGCGUCAAUGCUUUCAUAGAAAACCAGGAUUUCUGUCAUGGUCAGGUGAUGUGGCCUCCUCUGAGCACCAUGCAGGUGAAAUUCGCUCCAGCAGGUAAAUCCUGCAAACAGGUGUGUCAGGAGGAGCAGCUGAUCUGUGAACCCUCAUUCUUCCAGCACCUCAAUAAAGACAAAGAUCUGGCCAGGUAUGGCAUGGAGUGUAAGACAGUGGACUCCGCCGGCGAUAUCAUCGUCCCCGCUUUCAGCGAAUCAGAGCAGCACUGCGUAUUCCAAUCCGACUUGCUGCUGUUCAGCUGCGCCGGGGCUCACCACUCCCUCACACGCAUCUGCCCCUGCAGAGACUACAUGAAAGGCCAGGUGGCGCUGUGCAAAGACUGCUUAUAACACACAAAUGCCCACACACACUCUGUAAACCCCGCACGACAAACCGUACGGUGUACGAUACGGAUACUCGCUGUUCUGGACCACUUGAGAUGUUUUGAACUUAAACGCUGGUGUGGCAGCUCUCGGAUAAGAUAAUGGAUCUUACCAAAAUUAAACGAAGGAAGAAGAAAAGAUUUGGAAACACUUUAUUUUAUAGUGUUCAUUUACGCAAGUAUGGAGUAAUACCAACAAACUAUGAAGUACUUACUGGGUAACUAUUUUUGCAGCUGCUUGUAAAUACACAAAUGAUUCUUGUUAAUAACAUGUCAGAUGUGUAACUCUGACACUGUAAAAUAAAGUGUGACGUAUUUUUGCUGGAUUUAUUUAGUGCAGACUAGUUUCAGCCUGGCAUACUUGAAGCGGCGAGCAGGGAAUCAGAACUCUACACUGCCCCCUGCAGGCCUGGAGGAAACACUGUAAUGAAACUUGUUACCCCGGAUUUUCCAUUUCUUCCCUUUCAGAAGAUGACUUUCUACAUUGGACUUUACGACUGACUCCAGAAAGCGUCUUUGGAAGAAUUUACCGUUCUGAAGGCCUUGUGUGUGUGAGUGAAUUUGCGAUUUUUAGAGUCGUAGGGAAACGACUUUGAACAAGCUUCCUUGGUUUUACACUGUAACGGAAAUUUCCGCGUUCUGGCUCUCUGAAACGAUGCAUUAUAUGUAAAUGAUAAAUGUUAAAGUCUGCUUUAUUCUGCAUGGUAGUUUAUUUCCAGUGAAGCAAAGUUGAUUUAGACACACACACGACUCUAUUACUUCUGCCGUAGGCUUGCGUGUGUGCGUUUGUACUAAAGAUCUGCCAAUUAUUAAAAUAAACACAGCACAUUUAACACUGGUCAUUUUCAGUGAACUGCCACGUAAAUAAAAAUAAUCACAAACCAGCCAGUAUAAUCGAAAACACUAACCAAUAUACCAAACUAACCAUGAAGUAACAAGUAGGAUUCGUUAAGUAAAUCGGCCAGUUUUGUCAUUGAGAUAAAUGGCUAAAAAAUAGUUAUCGCUGUUGUAUGGUUUUUGGACGUUCUAGGUUGCAGAUAAGAAUUUUCGUCAACUUGAUACCCAAACUAUCACAUAUGUUUCUGUAAAAUUUGUAUAAAAACAGAUGUGUACAUAACUAGGCUAAAAGACAGAUUUUUUUUUAUUUUGUGUUAAAAACACAGAUUGGCCUUGAGGUUUUAGUGGUGCCAGAGGGUCUGUAUUCUUGAAUUUGCCUGCCUAAUAUUUAAGUAAAGACACAAAAGUUAUUAUUAUUAGAAUCAUUUGUGUUUUGGAAUGAAAAUGCACUAUAGUGAAUUUACUAAAGAUUUGACACAAGUUAUUACGGCAUUGUAAAAAAAAGUUUGUUUUUUAAUUUAUUUUGUAUACAGAUCUUUAUGCCUGUUGAUUUUUAUUUGACUUUAUUUAUAGAAGAGAAAAUAAAUUUAUAGAGGUAAAUAUUAUGUAUCGGACUAAUUUAAAUGUGUUUAAGCGCAUAUGUUUGUCCAGAGCACUGCUUGUACAAAAGGCAAAGAAAACCAGUUAUUUAAAAGUUUUUUUUAUUCAAGUAAUUUAGAUCUGUUUUUAAAAAUUUAACUAUUAAACGUAACUAUCGUUGCACAAUUCGUUGAACACUUGAAAUGUAAAAUUAUAAAAACAUAACGUACACGUUUCCUUUGUUGUCGAUACUCUGGACAAACAUUGCGAAUGCAAUUUAAUUUUUGAUUUUCAAAAGCCAGCAAGAACCUCAUUUGAUGUUUUUAUCCAGUGUAUGAUUUCUGUAAACAUUUGCACAUUUGUAAAUAUAGAUGGGUCUCUUCUAGUUUUGCACUCUUAACUUAUACGAUAGUUUUAAGUUUGGGUUUCUGCUCUGACAAGAUCUCUACGUUUGUACGUAAAAUGAUGGUCUUCAGCCAAGCUAUUGUUUUAAGUCUUGUUUCAUGAUGUGCCUUCUGAUGGUUAUUAGAAUUAACUUCGUUUUUUCUUUUCCGAAAUCAAAAAUAUUGACGGUGGAAUGCUAGCUAGCUAAAAGCCGAAACUGUAGUUUAACAGUUUAAAGUAGAGCUAAAGUUGGCCUUUAGCGUAAAAUAGUUUUGCCAAAUGUUCGCUGUUUGUCGACACAAAAUCACAAUAAAACAAUUGCGUCAUUAAAUUUGGUUUACAGUUUUACAGUAUGAAGGAUGCCACACUGUUUUGAAAGUGUUUGUGUACGGCAACCUGAGAUAUCUAUCACUAUGGUUUUGCAUUUACAACUGUUUCAUGAAUUUAAAUUAACAUAUUAGAUUAGUCUAAUAAAAAUUGUGGCUAGUAAUUCUUACCUGCACUGUAAAACAAAUCCUGUUAAAUUUACGGUAAACUUGCAGCUCUGGUUGCCAGAAAUUCACUGUAAAAAUAGAGUAACCAUGCUUCAGGCUUUAUGGGAUGUAAUUUUGAUGCCUGUAUAUUUUACGGUGCAUUACUAUUUAUAUUAUUAAAUGAUAUAAACCUUCUGAAACUGUAAAAAUCUGCUUUUCACUUUAUAAUGUAUUGGUACUCACUGUAGUAUCUACAGAAAGGCACAUGAGUAGUGGCCUUUCCAAGAGCAAAGACCAAUAAACAUGUAGAGACAGUGCUCAGUGUCACUCACACAAACACUAAACACCAUCAGGGGAACACAUUUGAAAUUAGUAAACUUUAACUAAGCCACAUCCAAUAUAAAACAUAAAACACCUCAAUGUAGAUAAGUGAUAUUAAAAAUAAGAAGAAACAACUAUUCCCAUAAAAUAUAAUGAAAUGUGAUGGGUAACGCAGGGAAUUCUGGGAACGCCUGAUUGUUGGGUUUUUUUUACCGUAAUUUUAACAAUAAUUUACCAUAAAAAGUACAUGUACUCUCUUGUUAAACAUAAUAUACAUUUUUAUUGUUAAUUAUAUGGUAAAAUCAUACUUUUUACAUGUAAAAAUUUAAUUUUUACAACAUUGUACUGUAAAAUUACAUGUAUUGUCUUUUAAAAAUAUUAUAAUUUUUUACCGUAUAUUUUAAGGUAACUUCCCAUUUACCAAUUAAUGUUUUUUUACUGUACCAUUUUUACAGUCUUUUACCGUUACAAUUACGGACAUUUUUUACAGUGUAGUAACUACUGCUCUGCUGUCAGAAAAAUUGGAAGAAAAAAACGAAUUACAAUUGGAACAUAAUCACAUUGCUUUCUGAUGUUCAGGUUUACUUUGUUGUUAUUGUCACUUUUGUUUUAACCGGAAUGAAUUCCCAUGUAAUUUGUAAACUAUUCAAAUUGAUGUUUUUUUAUUAUCAUUAUUUAAUUUGUUUGUUUUUUGUUUUGUCUUGGUUUUUUUUUUGUUUAGUUUUUUUUAUAUAUAUUUUAAUUUGUUUUAUUUAUUUUGCUUUGCGUUUUGUAUUUGAUUUUUUUGUGUUUUGUUUUUUAUUUGUUUUUUGUUUAGUUUUUUUGCUUUGUUUUUUUAUUUGAUUUGUUUUUGUUUGUUUUUGUUUAUUUGAUUUUGUUUUAUUUAUUUUUUGUGCUUUUUUAGGGGUUUUUUUGUGUGUGUGUGUGUGUGUGUUUAUUUGUUUUAUAUUUGAUUUCGUAUUUUGUUUUUUAUUUGUUUUGGUUUCUUUUUUGCAAUGUUUUGUUUUUGAUUUGUUGUUUUUUUUGUUUAAAUUGAUUUUAUUUAUUUGUUUUGCUUUGUGUUUUGUUUCAUUUUUUAUUUGAUUUGUUGUUUUGUUUUGGGUUUUGUUUGAAUUUUUAUUUGUUUUUGUUUUUGGGGGUGGGAAUCUUUUCAUAGGUUACAUCAGAUCGUUUUAAAACAUCCACAAAGAAAGGAAAUCUUGACGAAACAAAUAAAUGGACAAAAUCUGUUUUUUGUUGUUUUGUUUUUUUCAUUGAUUUUGAGGAAUCAGUAGGAUAUAUCUUUAUUUUUCAAAUAAACUUUUUUCUGUGACAACA